CUUCCUCCUGAUGAGCAUCUAAGGUUCUUCUUUGCUACGCUGUGGAUCCAGAGUAUCUCCUAGUCCAAGCAGCAGUGUGUACGUGUGGGAACACAGAUGAGAGCAUGGACCUGCUGAUCUGGCUUGAUGUGGCUGUUUUACUGUCACUGUGGCAGGGCACGGAAAGCACGAGGGCCGACAAGGAAUGGACUUAUGCAGGAGCUGCAGGUCAGUCAGAAUGGCCAGGUUUGUUCCCUGAGUGUGGAGGAUCGUCUCAGUCACCCAUCAACGUGGACACGUCCACACUGCAGUAUGACGCAUCACUUCCUGAGUUACAGCCACUGGGAUACGAGCAGUACGGCCACGAACCCUUCACCCUCUCCAACAACGGACAUACAGUGGAGAUGCAGUUGCCGAGCUGGAUGGGUGUAGCUGGUCUGCCAUGGCACUUUAGUGCUGUUCAGCUCCACCUGCACUGGGGAAAUGGAGUGGGUGUGGCUACAGGAAGCGAGCACAGCAUUGAUAAACAGAGGGCUUCCGCAGAGCUCCAUGUAGUCCACUAUAAUUCAGAGUUGUUUUCUAAUAUUUCUGAAGCUAAAACCCAAGAGAAUGGCCUGGCUGUUCUUGCAGUGCUUAUAGAGGCAGGCGAGGAGACCAACCAGGCGUACGCGAACAUCUUGAACUACCUGGGUCGCAUCAGGUACGCAGGUCAGAAGGUGCUCAUUCCUGCGUUCGACGUGGAGUCGCUGCUCCCCAGAGACCGGAGACGAUAUUUCCGUUAUUCUGGCUCUCUCACCACACCUCCGUGCCACCAGAGUGUGUUGUGGACUAUCUUCAUUGAAAAGACAAAGAUCUCUCACUCUCAGUUACUGAAGCUGGAGACGAUGCUGUAUAUUAGCAGUCCUGGCUCUGCUAACCCCAAAAAACUACAGGACAAUUAUCGCACAACACACCCUCUCAACAACAGGACGGUGCUCUCCUCCUUCAUCCCUGUGUCUGCAGACGUCUACACGGCCGGUGAAAUUUCAGCCAUGGUGGUGGGCUGUCUCUGUGGCUGCGUAGGCUUGGCCGUGAUUGUUCACUUCAUAGUAAAGACAAUUCGACAUGAAUGAAGGUGCACAUGUGGCGUCUGACCUGGGAGAUCUUUAUACUGACUGUUACUGCACGAUGAAGAUACAACAUGUGGAAAUAAGGAGCUCAGUGUCUGGAGAAUCGAUCAGUUCCAC
Molecule: messenger RNA, 1205 nt
Organism: Tachysurus vachellii
Lineage: Eukaryota; Metazoa; Chordata; Actinopteri; Siluriformes; Bagridae
Gene: ca14
Product: carbonic anhydrase XIV
Exons: 11
Coding region: 105-1091 (328 amino acids)
Cellular component (GO): plasma membrane
Molecular function (GO): carbonate dehydratase activity; zinc ion binding
Source: RefSeq, a predicted model, not a curated record